AUGGCCGGUCACACGCGGGCCUCGCUGCUCGCGGCGGCGGCGGCCUUCUGCGACGCGUUCGCGCGGCAGGCGCCGGUGGACGAGAUCCUGGGCCACUUCGCGGAGGGCGACGCGGCGGCGGCGGUGGCGGUGGUGGAGCACGGGCACGCGAGCCUGGCGCCGUUCCUGGGGCGCGCGUUCCGCGGCCGCGGCGGCGCGCGCGCGUACCUCGAGCUGGUGGGCCGCCUGCUGGCCUACGAGGAGAUGCGGUUCGACGGGUGGGUGGUGGACGCCGGCGGCCAGGAGGAGGAAGGGGAGGACGAGGACGAGGACGAGGGGGAGGGCGGUUGCGUCGCCGUGCGCGGCACCGCCCGCUUCGUCUGGCGCGCCACCGGCCAGGCCUGGCGCGAGUCCUUCGCCUACCGCCUCGCCUUCGCCCCCCGCGGCGGCAAGCUGCUCGUCUACGAGAUCUGGGCCGACUCCGGCGCCGCGUACCUGGCCAGUCGGGGGGAGCUCCCGGCGGAGGAGGAGGAGGGAGAGGAGAAGAGGGGGGGGGAGGAGGAGAAGAGGGGGGGGGAGGAGGAGAAGGGGGAGGAGAGGGAAUAG
Messenger RNA from Durotheca rogersii, 585 nucleotides. RefSeq lists its product as uncharacterized. The transcript has a single exon. Bases 1 to 585 code for a protein of 194 amino acids. Lineage: Eukaryota; Fungi; Ascomycota; Sordariomycetes; Xylariales; Xylariaceae. The record is from RefSeq and is a predicted model, not a curated record.